This is a messenger RNA of Xenopus laevis (African clawed frog), 4144 nucleotides long. RefSeq names its product UDP-Gal:betaGlcNAc beta 1,4- galactosyltransferase, polypeptide 4 S homeolog (gene b4galt4.S). The transcript has 9 exons. The record is from RefSeq and is a predicted model, not a curated record. Bases 926 to 1957 code for a protein of 343 amino acids. Gene Ontology annotation, cellular component: Golgi cisterna membrane; Golgi apparatus; Golgi membrane. Gene Ontology annotation, biological process: glycoprotein biosynthetic process; carbohydrate metabolic process. Gene Ontology annotation, molecular function: glycosyltransferase activity; N-acetyllactosamine synthase activity; galactosyltransferase activity. NCBI's taxonomy places the organism in Eukaryota, Metazoa, Chordata, Amphibia, Anura, Pipidae.
UACAUUAUCUAUUAUAAUCUACAGUGUUUUUACUUUUUUUAUUGUCUCCCUGUGUGAUUCUUCUCCUUUAAACUAAGUUCUGUGGCAUUCUGACCACAUGGUUGCAGUCAUUUGGCUUUAAGCUAAAAAGUGGCAGAAGGGGAAAGGCACGAAGGGUGUAAAAUGCAGGGGGGUGGGCAACUCCAGAGAUGAACUGAGUGAGAUAAACAGAGAGGAGAUUGAUGGCACAAGAGGGACGUGAGUGGGAGGGACAGACGCAGCGAGACUAAAGUAUGAAGCUGGGGGGUGGGAGCAGCAAACAGAUCGAGACAAAGAGUAACAGGGUGAUGGAGUGUGACGAAGAAGGAGGGGGGAGCAGUAGAGAGAGGCAGACGGAGCAAUAUUGAAGUUACCUGGAUUGGAGCGCUGAAGAAACAGGAGCAAACGGUGACAGGGUGUGGGAGGGGCAGAGGGAGGAGGAGCGGAAGAGGAAGCCCGAGGCAGACGAAGCAAGAUCAGUAAUGGAGGGGGAACAGAAGAGGAAGAGAGACACUGAGGGAGCAAGCAUCAGAGGGUGGGAGACAAAUGGAGAACGGAGAGCCCAUUGAUGUUCAACACUCGGCUCCUGGAUCGGCUGGUAGCAGUGAGUGAGCGCUGAGCCUUCCUCAUUCCCAAGCAGCACUAUGGGCACCGCAUACUAAGGGCAACAAGAUUUGCCUCCCAGCCUGCAUGGGUGCUGCGGUGUUAAAAGGGUUAAUGCACCCUAGUGUUCGGUGCAAGUGAUUGGCACAAGCUGUAUCUUUUGCUUCUGGAACAGGACAUCCCCCUUUGCAAGGCAAGAUAUCGUUGGGACCCAGAAGCCUCAGGGUGGGAAUGAUGUCUCCUCUUUGGUGGAACACAUCGGAUGCAAAGACUCUGUGCUUGUUGUAGCUGAGACCAAGCAGCAAUGGGACUGAGCAGCUCUGUGUCCCAGAUGUUCUGCAGGAUCCGAAUCCUAGUUAUUAUAUGCCUGUGCCUGCUGCUCUUUGGGUGGGCAGCUCUUAACUCGGCCGAUGUCGCACGCUAUGCACACAGGUUCAAACAGCCCUUGGAUUAUAGGUGGAGAGCCACUUCCAUGGACAAUGAAGAGGAGAGACAGCAUGUGACUGCUGAAGAGACAGUCAAGCUCUGCCCUGCCCUCUCCCCCCUACUCAGGGGCGCUGUACCACUAAAGUUUGAGCCUUCUUUAAGUUUGAACCAGGUGAAGAAAGAGAACCCCCAGGUGGAAAAUGGCAGAUACCAACCGGAGAGCUGCAAAGCUCAGCAAAAAGUCGCCAUCUUGAUUCCUCACCGAAAUCGCGAGCGACACCUCUUGUACCUGCUCAAACACUUGCACCCCUUCCUGCAGCGCCAACAGCUGGACUAUGGGAUUUAUGUCAUUCACCAGGCCGGGAACCAGAAGUUCAACAGAGCAAAGUUGCUGAACAUCGGGUACCUGGAGGCGCUGAAGCAAGAGGACUGGGACUGCUUUAUAUUCCAUGAUGUUGAUCUGAUCCCUGAGAAUGACUUUAACCUUUACCUCUGUGACACUGAGCCCAAACACCUGGUCGUGGGAAGAAAUGUAACUGGCUACAGGCUGCGCUAUAAGGGCUAUUUUGGGGGUGUGACCGCCAUGACCAGAGAGCAGUUUGACAAUGUGAACGGCUAUUCCAACAAUUACUGGGGCUGGGGAGGAGAAGACGAUGAUCUGCGGCAGAGGGUGGUGGGUCAAAAGAUGAAGGUGGUCAGACCCCCGGCCGAGGUUGCCAGAUACACCAUGAUCUUCCAUACCCGGGAUAGUGGCAACGAGGUGAACAGUCAGAGGAUGAAACUAUUGAAUAAAGUAUCCCGCGUCUGGAGGAAGGACGGCCUAAACUCUUGCGCCUAUGAGUUGCUCUCGGUUGAACAUGACCAACUGUACAUUAAUUUAACAGCAGAAGUUGGGCGGCCAGAGAUCUAAAUGAACAUCAGGAGGGACAUAGACUUUGUGAGCUAAGGUUCCAGAGACAAGGCCAGUCCUCAACAUCCAAAAGGAUCCUUGUUCCCAUAGAUGACGACACAGAUGCUUUCUAGAAAGAAAAUGGGACUUUCAACCAAAAUCUUUAAAAGAUUAAAAAAAAGAAUCAAUUUAAGGCCAAAUCUGCUAUUAUAUGGACAACGUUUGAAGUUCUUGGAGGUAGACACCUUUUUUUGGUGAAUUUUGCACACAAGCAGUAGGGUUUCUUGUACCAAAAGAAAUGACCCUCAUCAUCUACAAACAUUCCAAUAAUGGUCCACACUGGACCUUCUCUUCAGAGUAAAUCUGGUGCUAAAAACACAUUUGGAUGUGAAGCUUUGUAUCAGCGGCUAGAAGUGCAGUGCGAUUGGCCAGUGCUGCACCCACCAUGGUAAAUAGCGUGUCCAAAAUCAGGUGAUUAGAAGGACAUGUGAGUUAGGGUAGAUCUGUGAGGGUAAACUCUGUGGCGACCAAAUUCUCUCUAGUCUAGGCCCUGGUCAUGGCAAAGGAUAUAGAACUUUAGGAGUCUGGAAAACCUGGAUAUCUGAAGAACAAGUUGAUAAGUAAGGUAUAUAUGUGAGGGUAACCAUCAUGGAGACCAACUUCUCUGUAGGCUAGACUUGACCGUAAAAAUCUGCAAAAUAUGCAUAGCUGAAAAAUAUAUGCGGACAUGAAGUUUAGACCUGAGAGGGUAAUCAAAAUGGUGACCAACCUCUCUCAAGUCUAGACUUAUAAUUUACAGCUCCUCUACAUGGUUACGUCAGUAGACUUGAAGGUACAUUGAUAGAAUAAGUCAGACCAAGGAAUAUAGGAGCUGUGGAGCCUUUCAAAACCCCGAUAUCUGAAGAUAACCACAAUGGUGACCAACUUCGCUGUAGGCUAAACGCUCAUGUCAAGGCUAAUGAUAUAAGAUCUUGGGAAUCUGCAAAAGAUACAUUGCUGAAGGACAGAGUAAACUUGAGAGGGUAAUUACAACGUUGACCCAUUUCUCUCUAGACUAGACUUGUCAUUUCCAGCACCUCUACAUGGUUUGGUCAGUAAAUGUAAAGGUCCACUGAUGCUUGAAUAAGGCAGACCAAGUAAUAUAAGCCUUUGGGAGCUUGCACUGCACAUAAAUAAGGUAUAGGGUAACCACAAUGCGGUAACCAACUUUUAGGCUGGACUUAUAACUCCUCAGUUCAGGGUUAGGCAUAUAGGACCUGAGAGUCUGUAGACUUGAAGGUACAUUGGUGACCAACUUCUCCCUGUUGUUUUCUACAAUGGUCAUUUGUGAUACUUUUCAGGAGAUCACCUUCUGCCGCUCAAACUCAUUGUAUUGGAUCUGGCAAACCUGAUUCCCAACUGGAGAGAAAGUAAGUGCUUUACAGCUCCUUAACAUGGUGACCUUAGUAGACUUGAAGGUACAUUGAUGAUGGAAUAAGGAAUAUGGACCUACAACUCUUCGUGCUCUCCUUGAAGGAACAUAAUCAGAUGCCGUAACGCUACAAGGCACAAUGGUGGAACGUGAAGACCACCAGUCUUCGGCUGGAUUACAAACAAUGUAUGUUCUCAGUGGAAGGUCUUCUACAGUGGGUGGAAUUCAUACGACUAACGAUCCCAAUCCUGGACAUGGUCCAUAACUGCACACAGAUUUGCACCUUUUGCAGUACACCUAUCAAGGUUCAACACUGUCGCCCUGUAGAAACAUGUAUAAGGAGGGUGCGCCUCAGAUCUAAUUAUGGGGUAAAAAGUAUUGCACCCAAAUUUGGGGAUAUACUAUUAAUAUACAUAACCACAAAUGCAUUUUAUACAUGCUGCAUUUAGGAGAUGAGCUCAGAGUAUUUUUACGUAAAAUUAUUUUUCUGGGGGGGGGGCAGGAUUUAGGUUCUUGAGUAUAAAGAUGUCCCAGAAUAAGACGUAAUGUGCCCGGGGGGGGGGCAUGAAUUCAUUAUUUACAAGAUGGCCGACAAAUAAAAAAGGAAGUAAUUUAUGUAGAGCUAAAUAAAGGGGAGCUGACCGGGUGUUCCAUUGAGUUGCUGAUCAGUAAAGGGCUUUCAGCAUUAUCUAUUACUUUUUAUUUUGUAGAUAUUUUCCAAAAUGUCAUGGCAUGUUCUUCACUAGCCUUAGAGAGAUGCACUGCUUUAAGGAUUGGCCACUAGCAGCUCAGGACUG